AUGGAAAAAAUCAUGGAUGAAAUUGAAUAUAAGGAAGCGAAAGAGGAUUGGGUUACCGGCCACGAUGGUGGAUCAAUGUGGGAAGUUUUUUUUAUAGCGUGUGUUUUUUUGAAUUCAUUUGUUUUAUGGUCAGCAACGGAAAAAUAUGCUAAAAUUUUCAACUAUGCUUCUAACAAUACCAUCUCAAACUUUCUAUUGGAAUACAUGUUUUUAAUUAUUCCGAAUCUUCUCUCGUGCACUUUAUUAGUAGACUAUGCUUUUUAUUUAAAUGUUAUCUUAUUAAUUUCAACCUUUGUGAUAAUUAAAAAUUCUUCAGUUAAAUUUAUAAAAGAUGAUGAUAACGAAAAGAAAAAAAAGAGAUGGGAAAGUGAUUCGGAUGAUGAUCUAAUUGAAUUAUCUGUAAAUGAAGAAAAAUCCGAUGAUAAAGAUUUGGCAGGUAUCGUGGCUGCACAACCGUUUUUGAAAAAACCAGAAAAUCGGUUUAAGCCAUUCAAAGGGCAAUUGUUAAAGGCAGUCAAACAAGCAUUUCCAAUAUUAACACUUGGAUUUAUACGACUAAUGAUGGUAAAAGGUGUUGAUUAUCAAGAGCAUGCUUCUGAGUAUGGCAUACAUUGGAACUUUUUUUUCACGCUUGGAUUUUUGCCAAUAUUUGUCACUAUAUGUAGAACUGCUCAUAAAUAUAUCCGAUUUUCUAUUCUCGGGUUGUCCAUCGCUGUUUUAUAUCAAAUUAUUCUUUAUGGACUUGGUCUUGAAGAUUACAUAUUGAAUGCUCCUCGUACUGAUUUGAUUAGUUCAAAUAAAGAAGGCAUAUGCAGUUUUUGGGGUUACCUAUCUAUAUUUCUGGUUGCCCUAGAUAUAGGUCACUACAUAUUACCAGUUGAUCCUUAUUAUGCGAUUCGCCAAAAUAGACAAACUAAAAAGCCGAAACCAAAAAAAUUAGCCAUGAUAUUAUUUUCAUGGGCUAUUCUACUUUGGCUUGGAUUCAUAUUUUGCGUGAUACUUAGAAUCCCAGUAUCUAGAAGGAUUGCGAAUUUAAGCUAUAUAUUCUUGGUGGUAUCUUGUAAUACAACUGUUUUGUUAUUAUUUCAAAUCGUGGAAAUAGUUUUUUUUGAAGAAUAUUGGAAAAAUGAAAGAAAUUUACCAUUAGUUUUUGAGGCUGUGAAUUCCAAUGGGUUGGCUGUAUUUCUUUUGGCUAAUAUAUUAACCGGACUAGUUAAUUUAUCUAUACGCACUUUGUUUGUAAAUUAUGGUUGGGCUGAAUGUAUAUUAGCAGCCUAUAUGUUUGUUAUCGUUGCUAUAGCU
Molecule: messenger RNA, 1302 nt
Organism: Cetraspora pellucida
Lineage: Eukaryota; Fungi; Glomeromycota; Glomeromycetes; Diversisporales; Gigasporaceae
Source: the annotation of a GenBank genome assembly